AUGAUCAACAUCUUCAAAAUUGUUUUGGAGACUCUUCGAACAAAAAAAUUGUAUGCUAAACUUUCCAAAUGCGAGUUUUGGCUCGAUCAGGUGUCUUUUUUCGGACAUGUAAUCUCUGCUGAAGGUGUCAAAGUCGAUCCGACGAAAAUUGAAACCGUCAUUAAUUGGUCACGACCUACGAACAUAUCUGAAGUUCGUGGUUUUCUGGGUCUGGCUGGUUAUUACAGACGAUUCGUUGAAGGUUUCUUUAAAAUAUCUCUGCCAUUGACCCGAUUACUUCGGAAAGGAGUUAAAUUCAAUCGGGGUUCCAAACAAGAAUCUAGUUUUGAGGAAUUGAAGCAUCGAUUGGUUACCGCACCUAUUCUUGUAUUACCGUCUGGUACUGGUGGGUUUCAAGUUUAUAGUGAUGCUUCAAAGAAAGGUCUCGGUUGUGUUCUUAUGCAACACGGAAAAGUGAUCGCAUAUGCUUCUCGUCAAUUAAAGCCUGAUGAGGUCAAUUAUCCAACUCAUAACCUCGAAUUGGCAGCAGUGAUUUCGCACUCAAGAUCUGGCGUCACUAUUUGUACGAUGAGACCUGUGAAGUUUUCACCGACCACAAAAACCUCAAAUACAUCUUUACUCAAAAAGAGUUAA
Cynara cardunculus var. scolymus (artichoke) is the source of this 633-nucleotide messenger RNA. RefSeq lists its product as uncharacterized. The transcript has a single exon. NCBI's taxonomy places the organism in Eukaryota, Viridiplantae, Streptophyta, Magnoliopsida, Asterales, Asteraceae. Bases 1 to 633 code for a protein of 210 amino acids. The record is from RefSeq and is a predicted model, not a curated record.